AUGGCUGACAAAGCAAACAAACCUGUCACGCACGCGCUGCGAGAUGCGCUGCUUCACUUUGCUAUCAAAUCCAAGAAGCUAGCGUCGCCGCUGCUGGAGCCAUUCGGGCGCGCGUCCCAGCCGGCCACCGUCGGCGACGAUGAGCUGACGGCGCUCAAGUCCAAACUGCGGCGGAUCCGCGCCACGCUCCGCGACGCCGAGAGCCUAUCCAUCACCGAUCGCUCCGUCCAGCUGUGGCUGGCCGAGCUCGGCGACCUGGAGCACCGCGCCGAAGACGUGGUCGAGGAGCUGGAGUACGAGUCCCGCCGCUCGGCGCAGCUGGAGGAGCUCAAGCAAGACUUGCUCUACGCCGCCACCACGGGGAAGCGGCGCCGGGAGGUGGCGCUGCUGUUCGCGCCCGCGCCCGCGAGGCGGCUCCGCCGCAAGAUUGACGGCAUCUGGGCGAGGUACGAGGAGAUCGCGUCGGACAGGAAGAAGCUCCGGCUGCGGCCCGGCGACGGCGCGCCCCGGCCCGCGGCGAGCCCGCUCGUGCCAAGCAGCGCGCUUCCCCGUACCGAGCGCCUCCACGGGCGGCAGCGCGACAUCGAGAGGGUCGCCGCGCUGGUACGCGGGGAGCCGGACGGCGGGAGGACCUACGCUGUCGUGCCCAUCGUCGGGAUGGCCGGCGUCGGCAAGACGGCUCUGAUGCAGCACGUCUGCGGCAUGGAGGCCGUGAAGUCGUGCUUCGAACUGACACACUGGAUUUGGGUAUCCCAGGGGUUUGACGUCGUCAGCGUGACCCGCAAGAUCGUCGAGGCGGUCACCAGAUCGCGCCCGGUGUGCGGCGAGCUGAGCACGCUUCAUGAGCUCAUAGUCGAGCACCUUGCCGGCAAGAGGUGCUUGAUCGUUCUCGACGACGUGUGGGAUGACAAUCCCAGCCACUGGAACAGCCUGACGGCCCCGCUGAGCCGCUGCGCUCCGGGGAGCGCGGUUGUCGUGACGACGAGGAGCAACAAGGUUGCCAGGAUGGUGAGCACCAAGGUGUAUCAUCUCAAAUGCUUGUCAGAUGAAGACUGCUGGCGUGUAUGCCAGCGACGGGCACUGACGAAUAGCGAUGCCAACGUCGACCAAGAACUUGUAGCAAUCGGUGAGAAGAUCGCGAAGAAAUGUCAGGGCUUGCCAUUGGCGGCAGAGGCAGCUGGUAGUGCCCUGGGUGCUUCAACCAGCUGGAAGCACUGGGAUGAAGUCCUGAAUAACGACUUGUGGGCUGACAAUGAGGUGAAGAAUCUGGUACUGCCGGUGCUGAAGGUGAGCUACGACCACCUGUCCAUGCCGCUGAAGCGUAGCUUUGCGUUUUGUUCAUUGUUUCCAAAGGGCUUCGUCUUCGACAAAGAUCUGCUAGUCCAGCUGUGGACUGCGCAGGGUUUUGUGGAUGCUGAAGGAGACUGCAGCCGUGAAGCUAUCGCCUAUGGCUACUUCAAUGACUUGGUGUCAAGGUGCUUCUUCCAGCCUUCCCCAUCUCAUGCUAUCAGCGAAGGGAAGUUUGUUAUGCAUGACCUGUAUCAGGAGCUUGCUCAGUUUGUUUCAGGCAAUGAAUGUAGGAUGAUACAACUCCCUAAUUCAAUGAAAAUAGAUGAAAGCCAUCGGCAUUUGUCCUUUGUCGACAAGGAGCCUCAUUCUGUCGAAGAAAUAAACUUGAACUCAUUUUGUGGUCAUCGUGAUCUGCGAACCUUACUGUUCAUUGCAAGAACAGAACAAAACCACGAGGAGAUGGCCUUCAGAACAAAGAUUCCUUCCGAGCUGAUCACAGAUUUUGAAUGCUUAAGGGCUUUAGAUUUGAGCAACUCCAAUAUCAUGGAGCUACCAAAAUCCAUUGCAAGUCUGAUACACCUAAGGUUCCUUGGUCUGGACAACACCGCAAUCCAGAAGUUGCCUGAGUCAAUUUGUGCGCUUUUCCACUUGCAGACAAUUAAGCUUAACCAUUGUUCUUCCCUUACUCAGUUGCCUCAAGGCAUCAAGCUCCUAUUGAAUUUAAGGUGCCUAGAGAUUCCACAUUCAGACAUAAAGAUGCCUUCUGGGAUUGGAGAGUUGACUAGGCUGCAGAGACUACCUUUUUUUGCCAUUGGGAAUGAGCCUGCUGGAUGUAGCAUAGCAGACCUGAACGAAUUGGUAAACCUUGAAGGACAUCUUCACAUCACAGGUCUAAACAACCUGGAUGUUGCACAAGCUUCCACCGCCAACCUUUGGAACAAGUUGGGGAUUCAAAAGCUUACACUUGAAUGGUCUGAACUUACAAAUUUUAACCAGUCCCUUUGUGAUCCGCAAGGAAAUGCAGUGAGCUGCAUGUCAGACAGUCAGCACCAAGGAAUCAGUGCUACAGGAGAUCAGGUUUUAAAGUGCCUCAAGCCACAUUCAAAUCUGGAGGAGCUCAGCAUCAAGGGUUAUAACGGAUCCUUUUCUUCGUCAUGGUUAGGAUGGCUGCCCUUGGACAGGUUAGCUUCUAUUGAACUGAAAGACUGUCAUAAUUGCAAAGAAGUACCGCCCCUUGGCUGCCUACCAUCACUGAAACACAUUUUGAUACAAUCACUGCCAAGCGUGAAGCUAAUUGGUCCAGAGUUCUUUGGCAAUGUUGGAGAUACCACUUCUAACAGUAAGAGCAGAAUCUGCAAUGUGUUUCCUUCACUGGAGUCACUAAAGUUCAGGAACAUGGAAGCUUGGGAGGCAUGGCUCGGUGUCAAGAGUGAGCACUUCCCCAAUCUUAAAUAUUUCAGCAUCGUCAGAUGCAGCAAACUGAAGCUGUUGCCCAAGUUCACUUCAGAACCAAAGCUGAAAAUACAGUACUGUGACCUGCUGCAAAUGCCUUUGUGUCAGAAAUAUCGGAAUAAGGCGAAGCACAUACCAGCUCAAAAUGAAAUCUCAUAUACGUGCAUUGCGGAAGGUGACAUUUUAGUUCUUGAAGCUUCCUGUUCCUAUGGUGCAUAG
This is a messenger RNA of Miscanthus lutarioriparius, 2961 nucleotides long. The record is from the annotation of a GenBank genome assembly. NCBI's taxonomy places the organism in Eukaryota, Viridiplantae, Streptophyta, Magnoliopsida, Poales, Poaceae.